Paramecium tetraurelia is the source of this 1569-nucleotide messenger RNA. RefSeq lists its product as uncharacterized. The transcript is spliced from 5 exons. The record is from RefSeq and is a predicted model, not a curated record. Lineage: Eukaryota; Ciliophora; Oligohymenophorea; Peniculida; Parameciidae.
AUGAAUUUCAGCUUACCUGAUGCUCUUGCCUUAAUUAAAGAGGGGCGGGCCAAUGAGGCGGUUGAUUAGUUGAAUAAAUUUAUUGAAUGCUUGUAGCCUCUGAGUCCUUAGACCUAAUUGUUGGGAUAGCAACUUGGAAUUGAUUGUGACUUUUUCAGGAUUGUUAAAUUUCAGGAUUUUUAUGAUCCUGAUCCGUAGGUUUAGGCUUUACGAUUUAAAUACUAUGCAUACAAAGUAGCAAAAUGGGGAUAUUAGAUAAUUUAAUAAAAAAGAAAAGUGAAACGAAGACAUGAUUUAAUUGAGAAAUCAGAAUCGUUAGGUAUCUAGAAUGAAAUAGGAAGAACAUUUGGGGUCGAUGCGGAGUCAAAGCAAUUGGCUGAGUCUCGUUUGCAAUCAAUAUCCGAGAAAUUAUAGAAGAAGAAACAGAUAUUCUAAAAGUAAUUGCUCUGCUAAUUGGAUAUUGAAAAGAAACGAACUGACUACAAACUUCAAUAGGAGGAUAAGAUAGAGAAAGUAAGAAAAGCUUUAAAAACAGAUUAUGAUAACAAAAUUGUUGCUGUAAAAGAUCAUCUAGAGAAAGUCAAUGAGAAAUUAAAAAAUAAUCACAGAAUGAAGAAGAAGAUGGAGGAUGAAUUGAUAAACAAAAGAGGUGAAUUACUAAAAAAUGCUUCCUUGAUAGAUGAAAAAAUAAAUAAAUUGGAGGAAAUGAGGAAGGAAUAGAUUGAACAUAUGAAAUAGGCAAGAUCAAUUAAAAAAUAAAGGUAGCAUUCUUUUCAAGAGAAAUAGAAUUAGAAAUAUGAGGAAUAUUUGGAGAGGAUGAAAUAGAAGCUAGAUUAGAAAAGGGUUGUUGAAUUUCAUUCUGAAAGUCAUAAAGAUUUUGGUAAAAGACAAGUUUAUGAUAAUUAUGAAAAGAAUCUUGAAAAUAUAAUCGUUAAAUAUUAGAAAUCAUAACCAAUAAUAAAUAGUUUACUCGCCAAAUCAAUUGAGUAAGUUCAAUAAAAAAAGUAAAUUGAGAUUGAAAAAUUUUAAAAAGUGAAAUCUAAUUAAAAAUUGCAUUUGAGUACUCCAAGAAUAGAACCUAGGAAAGCGGAUGAUGUCUUAGAAAGGAAGGAGAGAAAAUUGUAGGAGGAAACUAUUUUGAGAAGAGAAACUUAUUAAUAAAGAGUUUUGAAUUUUCUUUAAAAUCGUUAACAAUUAUAGAGAUUACAAUCUCAAUAGAUUGAGAGAUAUAAUGAAUUUUAUACUAGAUAGAGUGCGAGAUUGAAAAAUAUGAGGAAUUCUCAUGAAUAAAUGAAAUCUACUGUAAAUUUUGCCUUAAUGCAAGCCAAUAGGAUUGAAGAGUAAACAGCAUUAAAGAUAUCGAGGGCAAUUUAAUUAAUUAAUGAUCCUGAUUUACAGAUGUAGUUUAAACCAAAUGAAAAAUUAAAUACUCAAUAGAAGGUAGCAAAGAAAAAAUAAGAAGAAAUGUAAUAAUUACUAAAAUCAUUUGUGACAAGUGAAGUUGAUUUGUUAAGAUUUUCUAAAUCUGUAACUGAAGUUAAAAAUGAAGAAAAUUAAUAAUAAAAAUGA